Pneumocystis carinii B80 is the source of this 814-nucleotide messenger RNA. RefSeq lists its product as hypothetical. Lineage: Eukaryota; Fungi; Ascomycota; Pneumocystomycetes; Pneumocystales; Pneumocystaceae. Gene Ontology annotation, biological process: endoplasmic reticulum to Golgi vesicle-mediated transport. The record is from RefSeq and is a predicted model, not a curated record. Gene Ontology annotation, cellular component: TRAPPIII protein complex; TRAPPII protein complex; TRAPPI protein complex. The transcript has 4 exons. The coding region runs from base 46 to 654 and encodes 202 amino acids.
UAAUCCUCCUCCUCCUCCUCCUCAUAUAAUGUCUGUUCUCCUACUAUGACUAAUAUCGAUCAAGCUAUGUCCGUCACCUCCAAGACAUAUACUAAAAGAACCUCUAUAUUUGACCGUAAUCUUAACCGUAUAAGAGGUGCUGAGAUCAGCCAAGCUGCUUUUUCCUUUUUAUUUGCGGAGAUAGUUAGGUAUACGCAGAAGAGGGUUGACGGGAUGUGUGAGCUGGAGAAGAGACUUAAUGGACAAGGUUAUAAGGUUGGACAGAAGUUAUUAGAACUCGUGAAUUGGCGGGAGAAGAAAUAUAGAAGGGAAACGAAGGUGUUAGGGAUUCUACAGUUUAUAUUUUCUAGUGUAUGGAGGGCGCUUUUUAAUAAACAAGCAGAUGCACUUGAAAAGAGCAGAGAGAAUGAGGAUGAAUAUAUGAUAGUAGACAAUGAACCUAUGGUGAAUAAAUAUAUAUCAGUUCCUAAAGAAAUGGGAUAUUUUGAUUGUGCGUCAUUUGUAGCGGGGAUUGUAGAGGCUAUUAUGGAUGGAUCUCAGUUUCCAUCGAAGGUGACGGCGCAUUCGGUACCGAUACAGGGGUUUCCUAAUAGGACGGUAAUACUUAUUAAGGUAGAUGAGAGGGUUUUAGAGAGGGAGCGAUAUAUAAAGUAGGGGGGGAGAGAGAGGAGGGAGAGAGGAGAGAGAGGUGUAUUUAGAGUAGAGUAUAUAUUAUGUAGACGUAGAUGUAGAUGUAGAAGUAGAAGUAGGGGUAGAAGUAGGGGUAGGGGUAGAAGUAGAGGUAUAAUAUUAUCUAUUUAAUAUCUAUCCAACA